AUGCCUGUAAGUUGGUUGGAGCUGAUGGAGGAAAUAUCAGGAUUGCGUUAUGAAAGCCAAAAGUCCUUCCGCACCAAGCAGAAGCUUGCCAAAGCCCAGAAGCAGAACAGACCUAUCCCACAGUGGAUUCGGUUGAGAACUGGCAAUACCAUCAGCUACGACGUCGACUUCUAUAUACCCCGCGACAGGACAUCGAUCAAGCUCAACGAACACAGACCAGAACGCAAGCAUAUUCUCACAGAUGCAUCCGCGAAACCACCACUUGGCCUGUUGAGAACUACAAACUAA
This is a messenger RNA of Nannizzia gypsea CBS 118893, 288 nucleotides long. RefSeq lists its product as hypothetical. The record is from RefSeq and is a predicted model, not a curated record. Gene Ontology annotation, cellular component: ribosome; cytosolic large ribosomal subunit. Bases 1 to 288 code for a protein of 95 amino acids. Gene Ontology annotation, biological process: translation. The transcript has 3 exons. Gene Ontology annotation, molecular function: structural constituent of ribosome. NCBI's taxonomy places the organism in Eukaryota, Fungi, Ascomycota, Eurotiomycetes, Onygenales, Arthrodermataceae.